UUUACUGAGAAAUGAAAGUGAAACUUCUAUCAAUAAUUAUAAAAAGGCAGGGGGGGAUGCACUGGACAAAAUAUACCACUGCACUGUGGAUAUCUGGGCAUAACUACGGAUACACUCUCUGUAUCAUCUGAAUGUGGACAUAUCAUGGACUGGGAAGAAAUAUGGAGUCGUUAUAGUGGGAGGAGGUGCUGGCACUGUGGCUCUGGCUCCAGCCAUUCUGGCUGCACUGGGUUCACUCCAGCUGGAAUAGCAGCAGGCUCCAUUGGUGCCAAACUGAUGUCAUAUUUUGCAGUUUCUAAUGGAGGAGGAGUUGCAGCAGGAGGUCUCAUAGCAACCCUGCAAUCCUGGGGUAUGGGAGGUCUGACGGGAGCUGGCAUUGGGGGUGUUGCUGGUGCUGGAGGAACAGUGGGUUGGCUGCUCUCAACCAUUUGUAACCAGACUGGAACACGUUAAGAUUUACAC
This is a messenger RNA of Pundamilia nyererei, 462 nucleotides long. RefSeq names its product interferon alpha-inducible protein 27-like protein 2A. Gene Ontology annotation, cellular component: mitochondrial membrane. The record is from RefSeq and is a predicted model, not a curated record. NCBI's taxonomy places the organism in Eukaryota, Metazoa, Chordata, Actinopteri, Cichliformes, Cichlidae. Bases 145 to 453 code for a protein of 102 amino acids. Gene Ontology annotation, biological process: release of cytochrome c from mitochondria; intrinsic apoptotic signaling pathway. The transcript is spliced from 4 exons.